AUGUCGUCAGGAGCGAUGAUGAGCAGCGGCUGCUCGUCCCCGUGCGAGGUGUCCUGUCCCCAGCCCUACGCGGACGCCUGGAACCAGCCCUGCGUCACCUCCUGCGGGGACUCGCGGGCCGUGGUCUACCCUCCACCCGUGGUCAUCACCUUCCCGGGGCCCAUCCUCAGCUCCUUUCCCCAGGAGAGCAUCGUGGGCACCUCCUUCCCAAUGGGGGCCAUGGGAUCUUCUGGGUCCGGGGGCUCCAUUGGGGGAUCCUACGGAGGGGGCAGCGGCUCCAUGGGAGGAAUUGGGGGAUCCAUUGGAGGUGGUUCCAUGGGUGGAUCCUACGGAGGCGGUUCCAUGGGUGGAAUUGGGGGAUCCUACGGAGGCGGUUCCAUGGGAGGAUCCUACGGAGGUGGUUCCAUGGGUGGAUCGUACGGAGGCGGUUCCAUGGGUGGAAUUGGGGGCUCCAUUGGCGGCGGCUCCAUGGGUGGAAUUGGGGGAUGCAUUGGAGGUGGUUCCAUGGGUGGCUCCUACGGAGGGAGCAGAUCCUUUGGCUCCGGGGGCUCCUACGGGGGGAGCAGAUCCUUUGGGGGCAGAAGAUCCUUUGGGGGCUCCUCGGGUGGCGGCUUUGGGGGCUCCUGCGGCGGGGGCAGCUCCUUUGGGGGCGGCUCCUGCGGAGGGGGAUCCUACGGAGGGGGCAGCUCCAGCUCCAGGAGGUUCGGAGGAGGAAACUGCGGCUUCUAUUAA
Molecule: messenger RNA, 732 nt
Organism: Agelaius phoeniceus (red-winged blackbird)
Lineage: Eukaryota; Metazoa; Chordata; Aves; Passeriformes; Icteridae
Source: RefSeq, a predicted model, not a curated record